CCACCCUGGUUCCCACUCCCUCCAUUAUCCUCAUCCAGUGGCUAUGCACAGCAACAAAACGAGCCCACCAUUUUCUCUCACCUCAACUCUCUCUUUCUCUCUCUCUCCUAGCCCCCACACUCACCCCAUUCUCUGUCCUCAAUGGCCGCUGCCGCCACCACCACCAUCAAACUCCCCACCUCCGCACUCCCCUUCUCAUCCUCACCUAAGUUCCACCACCACCACCCGACCCUCAUACCCAUCAAACGACAAUGCCCAAAACAUGUUCGAAGAAUUGCGUGUAAGGCCACUGAGGUGUCUAAUGUAGAGGGAGGACAAGCCUCGGUGGCCUCGGCCGGGGUUUCGGGUGAUGGCAGGAAUUGGGUACCUGUUGUUCCUUUGGCUGCACUUCCUAGAGGGGAGAGGAGGGUGAUUAUACAAGAUGGGGAGACUAUACUGCUUCUCUGGUAUAAGGAUGAGGUUUUCGCUAUUGAGAAUCGGUCGCCCGCUGAGGGGGCUUAUAGUGAAGGAUUGUUGAAUGCUAGGCUCACUCAGGAGGGUUGUAUUGUUUGCCCAACCACAGAUAGCACAUUUGAUCUGCGAACAGGAGAGGUAAAGGAGUGGUACCCCAAAAAUCCUGUCUUGAGGGCUCUUACACCAUCUUUAAGGUCCCUUUUCAUUUAUCCUGUGAAAACUGACGGGGAGAACAUCUAUAUCAGCAUAGGCGAUGCCAUUGCAUCCGGAGGAUCUGCUGAGAUUGUUUUCAGUGGCAGAGCUCAACCCGGCGUAACUGCAUCAGAUGUCAAUAUUGAAGAGGUGAGAAUGGUAGUUGAUGAGGAAUCGGUUGGUUUUGGUUUCACGGCAAAGAAUGAGUUGAUAAAUGGGAAGGCAGCUAUCAUAGGAUUUCUACUACUUGUCGAUUUUGAACUUUUAACGGGAAAAGGUCUCCUCAAGGGCACUGGUUUCUUGGACUUUAUAUAUUCAGCUUCAAAUGCUAUAAAUUCUUCGUAAUGAUUCUCAGUUCAUGGAUGUGCUUAUGGGAGAAUGUAUCAUGGCAAAAGGUAUAUUCUUUUUUUUUCUUUUUUUUUUAACUUGAAUCAUGUAUUUUAACAGUACUUGGAAAUGUAUACACCAGGAAACUUUUUAUUUCAUAAGAAUUUUCUAUACAUUCAAAACUUUCAGUGAUUUGGUUUGUAUUUGAAUUUUUCUCAGUGUAUAUGUACUAUAAUUCAGAAAAGAUAAGUUUUUACAGUUCA
Asparagus officinalis (garden asparagus) is the source of this 1235-nucleotide messenger RNA. RefSeq lists its product as uncharacterized. The coding region runs from base 142 to 990 and encodes 282 amino acids. Gene Ontology annotation, molecular function: 2 iron, 2 sulfur cluster binding; nitrite reductase [NAD(P)H] activity. Lineage: Eukaryota; Viridiplantae; Streptophyta; Magnoliopsida; Asparagales; Asparagaceae. The transcript is spliced from 3 exons. The record is from RefSeq and is a predicted model, not a curated record.